Messenger RNA from Oncorhynchus mykiss (rainbow trout), 5249 nucleotides. Lineage: Eukaryota; Metazoa; Chordata; Actinopteri; Salmoniformes; Salmonidae. The record is from RefSeq and is a predicted model, not a curated record.
UCCAUCCUCUGCUGUUUCGCUGUCUAAUCCUCUCUCUCUUUCUCUCUCUCUCGCUUUCUCUUGCAGAGCGAAUCUCCCCUUUUUCCCAUACCACCUCUCCUUUCUACUUCCUUCCCUCUCUGUCCAUCUCCUUUCAUAUUCAUCCCUGCUUCUCCUCUUCUUCUCUUCCUCUUCUCCUCUUAUAGAAGAGUUCCCUCUCCCUCCCCCUCUCUCUCUCCCUCUCCCUCUCUCCCAUACUGAUUCGGAGCACACCCUCUCUCUUGCUCUUUCUCUCUCUUUCCCUGUGUCCCUCCCCCUCCCUCUUUACGUUUCCCCUCCCUCCAUCCUCUCUUUCCCUCGCUGGUUCAGUAAGUAAAGAAAGAGAUACACGGAAGCAAAGAAAAAGGGGGAAAGGCAGGACGAGAGAGAGCAGGAGUGGGGCAGGCUGGGGCGAGGGGUGUGGGGUCUCAGCCCUCUGUUGUGGGGGGUUGGGGGUUGAGAUACACCCCACCUGUUUGUUCUCACUACCAUGGACUGCCUCUGCAUUGUGACUACAAAGAAGUACCGGUACCAGGAUGAGGAGACACCCCCCUUGGAGCACAGUCCAGCCCAUUUGGGUCAAGGGAAAAGCGCUGAGAUGCUUCACAUGAGCGAUAAGAACCUCGCCGCCAUGGAGGCAAUGCAUGGCUACACGCCACACACACACAUCUCCCCUAUCAAGCCGGUGUUGAUGUCGUCAGGCCACACUCCUAUGUACACCUCUGCUGUUUCCACACUGGGAAAUUCUCCUCCAGUGAUGGUGAACACUGACACACUUGACGGCUCCCCCUACGUCAACGGGACAGAGGGGGAAAUUGAGUAUGAAGAGAUUACACUGGAAAGAGGUAACUCAGGCCUGGGCUUCAGUAUAGCUGGGGGGACAGAUAACCCUCAUGUUGGUGAUGACCCCAGCAUCUUCAUCACCAAGAUCAUCCCUGGAGGAGCUGCGGCCCAAGACGGACGGCUGAGUGUGAAUGACAGUAUCCUGUUUGUAAAUGAUGUUGAUGUGAGGGAGGUGACCCACAGUCUGGCUGUAGAAGCUCUGAAGGAGGCGGGGGCCAUCGUCCGCCUCUACGUGCUGCGCAGGAAACCAGCCGCAGAGAAAGUUACAGAGAUCAAACUCAUCAAAGGGCCCAAAGGUUUAGGUUUCAGCAUCGCUGGAGGAGUGGGUAACCAGCACAUUCCAGGAGACAACAGCAUCUAUGUCACUAAGAUCAUCGAGGGUGGAGCUGCUCACAAGGACCAGCGGCUGCAGAUAGGGGAUAAGAUAUUGGCGGUGAACAGUGUGUGUCUGGAGGACGUGAUGCACGAGGAUGCAGUGGGAACCCUGAAGAACACAGCUGAGGUGGUUUACCUCAGGGUGGCCAAGCCUAACAACCUCUACCUGAACUCCUACAACCCCCCUGACCUCACCAGCACAUACUCCCCUCACAUGGACACAGAUCUUGGCACCACCUACCUUGGAUCAGAUUACCCACAAGCUCUCACUCCCACCUCGCCCAGUCGCUUCUCUCCGGUGUUGCACAGCUUGAUGGGGGAUGAAGACCUUCCCAGUCUCCUCCUUCCCCUCCAUUUGUCCUCGUCUCUCCCUGACCCCCCGUCCCUCUCCCUCUUCCCUGCUCUCUCUGUCAGGGAGCCUAGGAGAGUGCUGAUCCACCGGGGUUCUACAGGCCUGGGUUUUAACAUCGUGGGAGGAGAGGAUGGAGAGGGGAUCUUUAUCUCCUUCAUCCUGGCAGGGGGGCCUGCCGACCUCAGCGGAGAGCUGCGCAAGGGCGACCAGAUCCUCAGCGUAAAUGGAGUGGACUUGCGUAUCGCCACCCAUGAGCAGGCUGCUGCAGCCCUGAAGAACGCUGGCCAGACUGUCACCAUCAUUGCCCAGUACAGACCAGAGGAAUACAGCCGUUUCGAAGCGAAGAUCCACGACCUGAGGGAACAGCUGAUGAACAGCAGCAUGGGAUCUGGUCAGACAACACUGAGGAGCAACCCCAAGAGAGGCUUCUACAUCAGGGCCCUGUUUGACUAUGAUAAGACAGCAGACUGUGGUUUCCUGAGCCAGGCGGUGGGCUUCAGGUUUGGUGACGUGCUCCAUGUCCUGGACUGUGGUGAUGAGGAGUGGUGGCAGGCCAGACGGGUCAGUCCUCCGACAGAAGCUGAGGAGGUCGGCUUUAUUCCCAGCAAACGCAGGGUAGAAAGGAAAGAGUGGUCUCGCAUGGGCACAAAAGAAAGGGAUCGCAGUCGAGACAGCCUCGGGUCUCAAGGGAGGGAUGAUUCUCAACACAGCUAUGAAACAGUCACACAAGUGGAGGUCCAUUAUGCGAGGCCCAUCAUAAUAUUGGGUCCUAUAAAGGACAGGGUAAAUGAUGACCUGCUGUCGGAGUUCCCUGACAAGUUUGGAUCUUGUGUCCCUCACACCACACGGCCCAAGCGUGAGUACGAGGUGGACGGGCGGGAUUACCACUUUGUGUCGUCACGGGAACAAAUGGAGAAGGACAUCCAGAGCCACCGUUUCAUCGAGGCGGGCCAGUACAACAGCCACCUGUACGGCACCAGCGUUCAGAGUGUUCGCCAGGUGGCAGAGCAGCAAGGAAAACACUGUAUACUGGACGUGUCGGCCAAUGCUGUCCGCAGACUACAGGCCGCUCAGCUUCACCCCGUUGCCAUCUUUGUCCGGCCCAAGUCACUGGAGAAUGUCCUAGAGAUCAACACUCGACUGACAGAAGAGCAGGCCAGAAAGGGCAUGGACCGUGCUCUCAAACUGGAACAGGACUUUCUAGAGUGUUUCUCAGCUGUGGUGGAAGGAGACAGCUUCGAGGAGGUUUACCACAAGGUGAAGACGGUGAUCGAGGAGCAGUCGGGGCCUUACAUCUGGAUCCCCACCCGGGAGAGGCUGUGAGGCUGCCCCAUAACCCACCCCCAUCCCCCCAACCACCCUCAGACAGUCUGCCCUCCAGCCCAACCAGGGCAGAGAGACAGAGAGAGAAAGACACAGAGAAAGACAGACAGAGGGACACGUGAAGAUAGAGACAGGAGGGUAAACAUUAUCACACACAGAGAGUGAGAGACACAGAAUAAGAGACACAUGAAUAGAAACACAGAGAGAUAGACAUGGACGGUAUUUAAUAAAUAUGAAUAUAUCAUCAAUGUGUGGUGAGUACUGACAAAGACUGGACAGGGGUGACCCAGUCGGGUGUGGCAGGGCGGGGCAGGGGGCGUCCCCGGAUUAGCACAGGGUAAAUGAUCCACCAUCUCUCCCUCUCCUUCUCUCUGUCUUAUUGGCUGCCUUUGACAUCCCCGCCGACAAGGUGGCAAAACCAUCAGCAUCCAUCUGAUCCUUCCUUUUUUAUAUCCCUUAGCCUUCUCUCCUCCUCCUGUCUCCCCUCUCCUUUCAGGACAUGAAAAGGAGGGAGAGAGAGAGAAGGAGAGUGCAUAGACUAUGGAAGGACACACAGAUCCUAUUGGGUUCCUCUAAUCCAGAGGAGGCUCUUUUCUAGUGAAGAGACUUUGCUCUAUGAACAACAUCCCACUAACCAAGACAGGCAUUUGCUCAUUCACCCACGAAAAGCAUUGCAAGAACAUUUUUAAAAAGCAGCACAAAUGAAAACUCAGAAGUUGAACUUGUGCAUGCGUCCUCAGAGGACUCAGAGAUGGGAGUUGAGGAAAAUGGCGGAUAUUAUGAAGACCCUAUAGAGAAAAAGAAGAAGAAGAAUGGCCACCCGUCUUUCUGUUUUUCCCUCCUUUUUGAUGGUGGGAGGUUUUUAGCAUGUCUCUACAGAGAAAGGAGCAGAGCGGUGCAGACAGGGAAAGAGGGGGGUGUCUUUCUUGUGUGCAAACUCACUGUGUGCAUUGACAAUGGAAGACCUCACAGUAUAACCACUGGGUCUCUUCUGUACCGCACACACAGUCAGCCGUACAGUAGUACCAUUCUAAUCCACCUGGCUGUUCUCCAAAAGCACUGGUUGUUCUGCCUGUUUGCAACAGGCAGGUAGAUCCCAGGCUGAAUGUUCUCUUAAUGCACAACAGCAGAAUUCUUAUGUUCAGCUCUUUAGUGUGAAGAGCACCGCAGCCAAUUCUCUGAUCACUCUUCCAAAAAGACCCCUCAACAACCCACACACAGUGUUCUCACUGGCCGCUCUGAGCAGUGGUGUGUGUGUGUGUGUGUGUGUGUGUGUGUGUGUGUGUGUGUGUGUGUGUGUGUGUGUGUGUGUGUGUGUGUGUGUGUUCCUCUUCCUCCCGACCACUCUUUCUCUGCCUCUUUCUUUCUUUCUCUCGCUCUAUGUUUCGUCACACAUGAAGGCUACUUAUAUAUAACACAUUUAACAGACAAAAUGGCCUAUAUAAAUAUAUAUUUUUAAUGACGAUUUCUAACAGGAGUUGGAGACUGUAAAAUGUAAAUCUCUUGAACAAUUUUCCAUUGCUUUCUUUGGGUAAUGUUUCUCUUGUGUUUGGGGAUUUGUUUUGGUCAUUGACUUUGCUUGAUUUCCCCCUCCACACAACACAGUCCUGACAAACAAACACACAAAGAAACACAUAAUAGCUGAACUGUACCUGAGAAAUACCUGAGCUAUACCUGAGCUGUACCUAAACUAUAACUGAACUAUAACUGGACUAUACCUGAGGUAUACCUGAGCUGUACCUGAGCUGUACCUGAGCUGUACCUGAGCUGUACCUGAGCUGUACCUGAGCUGUACCUGAGAUAUAGCUGAGAUGUACCUGAGAUGUACCUGAGAUGUACCUGAGCUAUACCUGCGCUAUACCUGAGCCAUGCCUGAGAUAUAGCUGAGAUAUAACUGGACUAUAACAGAGAUGUAACUGAGCUAUAACAGAGAUAUAACUGAGCUAUAACUUGAUUAUAACAGAGAUGUAACUGAGCUAUACCUGAGCUAUAACUGAGCUAUACCUGAGAUAUACCUGAGAUAUACCUGAGCUAUACCUGAGCUAUACCUGAGCUAUACCUGAGAUAUAGCUAUACCUGAGAUAUACCUGAGAUAUAACUGGACUAUAACAGAGAUAUAACUGGACUAUAACUGAGCUAUAACUGAGAUAUAACUGAGCUAUAACUGAGAUAUAACUGGACUAUAACAGAGAUAUAACUGGACUAUAACUGAGAUAUAACUGAAAUAUAACUGAGAUAUAACUGAACUAUAACUGGACUAUAACUGAGAUAUAACUGAGAUGUAACUGAACUAUAACUGUAACUGAACUAUAACUGAGAUAUAACUGAAAUAUAACUG